CAGGGCGGCGGCGGCGGCGGCUCCGGGAUCGGGAUCGGCCCCGGGAUCGGGAUGGCGGGGCCGGGGUUGGAGCGGUACCGGCUGGCGCUGCUGGCGGCGCGGGAGGACGUGGGGAACCCCCGGGCUGGGACCGACUGGGCCGUCUUUGGCUAUGAGAAGCACCACGACCUCAAGCUCCUGGAUUCCGGAGCCGGGGGACCGGAUGAGCUCGCUGGAAAAUUCUCUGCGGGCAGCGUCAUGUACGGGCUGUGCCGGGUCCCCGAUCCCGGCUCCGGCACCCCCAGGAUCGUCCUUAUCAGCUGGGUGGGGGAAAAGGUGCCGGAACCGCAGCGGGCGGCGUGUGCCGGGCACCUGCCGGCCAUCCGGAGCUUCUUCAGGGAGGCCACGGCCGUGAUCAGCGCCCGGCGCCCCGAGGAGGUGACGCUGGAGGGGCUGCGCCGAGUGCUGGCACAGCUGGAGCCCCCCGCCCCUCGCCCUCCCAGGAGGACCCCCCAGGACACCCCCGAGCUGGUGGGCACCAACUACCGCAAGACCAACCCGGCGCUGGAGCUGCAGCGCACCCAGCGCGAUUCCUUCUGGGAGCAGGCUGAGCGCGAGGAGCAGCAGCGGAAGGAGCAGGAGAAGCAGCGGGAGCGGGAGCAGCGGCGGCGCUGGGAGCGGGAGCGCAUGGAGGAGGAGCGGCUGCAGGCGGCGGAGCGGGAGCGGCGGCUGCAGGAGCGGGAGCGGCUCAUCGAGGAGCGCCGGCAGGAGCAGGCGCGGCUGGAUGCGGAGGAGCGCAGGAAGGAGCAGGAGCGAUGGGAGCAGCAGCAGCGGGAGCAGGAGGCGGCCGAGCGGGAGCGCGGGGGUCGCACCGGCCUCAGCGGGACGGCGGCCGAAGCCGCCAUCCUGGUGUCCCAGCGCACCCAGAACCCCCGGGAAUUCUUCCGGCAGCGGGAGCGCUCGGGGUCCACAUCCACAUCCACAUCCACAUGCACAUCGCCGCUGGCCGGCAGCACCCCCGGUGCCCGCCGGCCCUUCCUGCGGUACCAGCGCAGCCUGACGGAAUCCGCCUUCAUCUUCCGCCGGCCGGAGCCCCCCCAGACCCCCCCGCCCGGCGCCUCCCGGGGGCACCGCCCGCCAGCCCCCGCCGGCCGCCGCCGCCUCUGCCCCCCGGACACCCUGGGGACCCCUCCCAGCCCAGCCCGAGCAGGGUCCCCCCAUGCCACCAGUCCUGUGGGGACAGGGAUCCCCCAAAGUGCCACCACCGGGACCCCCUCCAGCCCCCUGGGGACGGGGACCCCUCCCUGUGCCACCCCAGGGAGCCCCCCCAGCCCUGUGGUGACGGUCACCCCCCAAAGUGCCACCACCGGGACCCCCUCCAGCCCCAUGGGGAUGGGGACCCCUCCCUGUGCCACCCUGGGGACCCCCGAUUUUGCCACCACCAGCUCAGGGUCCCCCCCUGCCAUGCCUGGGCCACCUCCCAGCCCCCCCCGCAUGGGGGUCCCCCCUGUCCCCUCUGGGCCGGGCCCUUCUGAAAGCACUUGUGGGGUGCAGCCCCUCCCUCCUUGCAGCGCUCCGGCCUGGGGGUGCCCCCCCAGCCCCCCCCGGGAUGUGCAGGGGCCCCCCCCGGACAGUCCCCCCCUCCCCAGCCCCCCAGCAUGGGAAUCCCUGGGGCCGCUGCUCGAGGAUGUCCCCAGCCCGCAGGAGGGGUCCCCAAAACCCCCGGCAGGGCGCCCCCGCCCGCUGCAGGAGCCGCAGGAUUUGGGGCGCAACGGAAUCGGGGGGCACGAGUGGGGGGGGCGCUGGGAGACCCCCUGGGAACCGGGACCCCCCCCGGGGCAGGGGGAGGAGCCCGGCGAGAGCCUCGUCCUGCACAAAGCCACGCCAGGCUUCGCGCUGCUGCUGGCCCGGGACGCCCCCCACCCACCGCUUUUGGGGGGUCCCACCCCCCCCACCGAGGACGAGGACCUCUCCCCCCACGCUGUGUAAUGGGGGGGGGUCAGCACCUCUUUUUGGGGUGGGGGGGGUCCCCCCUAUGGCACCACAGCACACCCCCAGCACAGCCUCCACCCCCCCCUUUGCACCCCAAAAGAGCAGCUUGGGGAGGGGGCAGCACCCCAAAACCCCCCCACCCCACAUGGGCACAGGGACCCCACGCCCCCCUCCCCACCCAAAAUCACA
Camarhynchus parvulus is the source of this 2160-nucleotide messenger RNA. RefSeq names its product drebrin-like. Gene Ontology annotation, molecular function: actin filament binding. The coding region runs from base 52 to 1968 and encodes 638 amino acids. The record is from RefSeq and is a predicted model, not a curated record. Gene Ontology annotation, cellular component: dendrite; postsynaptic density; plasma membrane. Gene Ontology annotation, biological process: postsynaptic actin cytoskeleton organization; neuron projection morphogenesis; regulation of actin filament polymerization. Lineage: Eukaryota; Metazoa; Chordata; Aves; Passeriformes; Thraupidae. The transcript has 14 exons.